Molecule: messenger RNA, 396 nt
Organism: Kluyveromyces marxianus DMKU3-1042
Lineage: Eukaryota; Fungi; Ascomycota; Saccharomycetes; Saccharomycetales; Saccharomycetaceae
Exons: 1
Coding region: 1-396 (131 amino acids)
Biological process (GO): RNA catabolic process
Cellular component (GO): ribonuclease H2 complex
Source: RefSeq, a predicted model, not a curated record
AUGGUGACAACGACAACAACAUUUGUCCAAAAUAAAGUAGCAAAGAAUUAUACAGCCCAUUUGGUACCUUGUAAAGUAAGACAAACAGGCCCGACAACAGAAUUUAACGACCAGUUCAUCUUGGAUGAGGAACUUAUAGAACCAACCCAGCAAGGAAAAAGCGUAACAUAUAUAAGAGGAAGAAAGAUUGUCGGAGAUGAAUUGAGGUUCGAAGAUAGCUCCUGCUUCGUCGUGAAAACAUCUCAAGACGGACUUGGAAACAAUUUGGUAGAGCCGGUAUUUAAUGUAGCCAAAAUUGUAAAUUACGAACGAGAAGGUAACGAGGAAAGAUUGAUUAAUGAAUUAACAAAGUUUGAAGAGUUAAGACACUUAGAAUCCCUUAUUCAUACACCUUGA